AUGCAAACGGGGAAAGUUACAGCUAAAGAUCCGCCGCCCCCGGACCCGCACAGAGAGUACUUGGACGCCCCGUCCACCGACGAGGAAGAGCAGGGCGUGCGGGAGACCACGCUGAAGCAAGAGGAACUGCGGCCGGUUUACCAUGGCGAGGAGCUGGAGGAAUUGGUAAACUGCGUGAAGGAGAUGACGACUCUCAGCAACGUCACCGAAAUGGACUUCUUCUUUUACCACGUGUCGACGAUCCGGGAUUUCAUUCUGAACCCUAAUAUCGACGUGCUCACGGUGUAUCUCGCCCACAAGAAGCUAAAAGUGUCUCUCGGCUUCCCCGUGUUCCCCGUGCGGGAGCUGAACUACUUCAUCAGGGAGCCGCAAGAGAUACUGACGCCGGACACCUUCCGCGAGCGCAUACUGUUCGGCUCGGUGAACAGCAAAGUCGAGAGCCACGUUCUUUCCCUGGUGCAGAACGUUCUGGCGCCGAUCUUCCUGCCCAUCGAAACCUGGCCCGACAGUAUCCUCCUCUUAACUCGCGUUUAA
This is a messenger RNA of Nomia melanderi (Alkali bee), 534 nucleotides long. Lineage: Eukaryota; Metazoa; Arthropoda; Insecta; Hymenoptera; Halictidae. The record is from RefSeq and is a predicted model, not a curated record.